Messenger RNA from Apis cerana (Asiatic honeybee), 10693 nucleotides. RefSeq lists its product as uncharacterized. NCBI's taxonomy places the organism in Eukaryota, Metazoa, Arthropoda, Insecta, Hymenoptera, Apidae. The record is from RefSeq and is a predicted model, not a curated record.
ACAAAACGUACUUAUUUUUUUCUUAUUAUUUUCACACGUGAAAAUAUAUCGACGUAAAAUUUUUUCCUCGUGUAAUUUCGUUAAAUAAAAGAACGAAACUUCAAGCUGCAUUUAUUAAACAACAUUUAGUCUGAUAAUCAUUUGAAAUUGAUCAAUUUUAUUUUAUUUAUUUUUAACGAUAAGUUUCAAUCAGUUUCGACAAGAAAAGAAUUCUGUUUAUUAAAGAUUAAAAAUAACUUUGUAGCAAAAGUUUACACAUAUGUAUCACUUUGAUGAACUUUGACAUCGAUUGAUUUAUAACCACAGUUGCCUAAUGCAAACGUAAGUUUAGCGAUCGUUCAAAGCGAUAGAAAUAUUAUUGGCCUCGAAUCGACUUCCCGCUAACGAUGGCAAAAGUGCACAAGGAUUGCUCGUGAGGGAAGAAACUUUAUAUCCGAAAUAUACGUCCUCGGCAGAAGUUUUGGCCUGGACAAAAAGACACUCCUCAAAUUCAAUUUCUCGAGACUAGAUGGGCCGAGUUUGUGGAGAAGGAUUCCAUCGAAAAAUGUGGAACAGCCGUCAUUAAAAAGAUUAACGAAUUCGUUUCGAUAAGCCUUAAGGUCGAGGAUCGAUCGCCGUGACAUUGCAAGAUCGACAACCGAUUCCACCGAUUUUCACAAACUGAUGCCACGAACUGGCCUCCCUCGCUGGCCACCUUGAAGUAUUCAUAGUUUCUGUCGUACAGCCAACAUGUUAGUAUGUACGAUAACUUUAGUCUCGUGACGAAUUCUAAGAAUAAUAUUUCGUCGAUGUAUCGUCGAUUGUAUGACAAUAUCCGGUUACUCAUUUUUCUUGAGGAAAGUUGGCUUCUUUCGUUUUUUAUUUCGGUAUUUUACGUAUUUUUUAAAUUAGAAUAUUCUCGUUUGGAGAAUAGUUGGUGAUCAUAUAGUUGAUUAUUCCGUUGAAAAUAAUUUAAAUUUAACCAAUCACUCGUUUUCUCGAAGAAAGUUAUUUUUAUAUCUUUUGCUAUAUCUUUUUUUUUUUUUGGUAUAAUUUGAUAAAGUAAUUAAUGAUUUGCGUAGAUUAUUAUUUCGUCAGAAAGCGAAAUGAACGAUCGCACGAGAGUGAAAUACGAAAUGGAAAACUACAAGAAACGCUAAAGCGCGUCCAUCAUUGUUAAUUACAAAUAAAAGCGUUGCUCGUUAGAAGCUCGCAAUGGAAUAAGCCAGUAGUCGGACUAGUAGCGUGAAUCGGCAUUUCUCCGACGAGAAAGAUGAUACUCUGGCGUCUGUGAAUGGAACUAAUCGGACAGUAACAAUUAUGAAAUUUCUCAUUUUUCAGUUGAAUAUUCCCUUCUUUUUUACAUUCAUAUGGAAAGUGUAUCGUUCAUUUACAUAAGAAGAGAAAAGAUUCUUUUCAAACCAUAUUGUCUGCACUUUUGGCAAAAAACUUUAAAACACAAAGUGUUUCGUAACUAAUAACAAAUAUUUAAAUAAAUGAUAAGAAAAUGAAUUAUUGGUAGAAAAAAAAUUAAAAAAAUCGUUUUUUUUCAAACCAAUAAUUUAUUAAUUACGUCAUUAUCGUAGAAUACGUUUUGUUUGAUCUUUACGAGAUGCAAUUAGAUUUACGUUCUCUCUCUAUAUAUAUAUCUUUUAUAAAAAUAAUUUAAUAAUUUUUUUCCUUGAAGAAUCGUAAAGAAACGAUCUAUAUCAUUGUUGGCUUUUGUGCUUUCCGAUCCGUGAAUCAAGAUUCGAAGAUGGAUAAGAGAAACGGUGCCAAAAGUGCGAUGAACGCGAUUUUUGGCGCGAUCGACGACGAAAUUCCAUUCUUUUAUUCCCAGCUGGAUUACACACGAUGUUCUGAAUUAUGGCGAUGUUCCAUCGUCGUAAAUCUCGACAAAGGGAAUGAAUUUCGAUUAUUUGUAUGCCAGUAGAUCCGUGAAAUUUCCACGUUAACGAAGAUAAAUUCAUAGUAGAAUUGUCAUUGGAAAUACGAGGGUUCGUUGCUUAAUGUUUUGCAAACCGAUAGAAUUUUAAACAGUUGCCAAUAUUUCUUCUUGUUACGUCUGUGUUUCGCCUUUCGAAUAAUUGGAUUUAUGCGAAACACUUGUUGAUCCACUUCUGUUCUACAAACACGAUGGUAACGUAAUUUUGAUAGCAUUAAACAUGGGAUUAAUUGGAUAACGUAGUAAUAUAAAUAAAUUAAUUAUAACGUAAAUAAUAUCUGUAAUAACGUUACUAAUCUCUAGGAUUUUGAAGUGUAUUUUGAUUAAAUGCUUCAAAUUGUGUGUCAAGAAUAUAUUACUUGCUCGAAAAUUCACUUGGAUAUAUUAAAAAUUUUCCUCUUUGUAGAAUUGAACAAGCAAUUAUUUCAAAAUUUAUUGUUUCUCAACCUAGUAUCGUUUAUUUUCUAAUUUUCCCUUUUUCUCAAUCACGUGAAAUUUCAUAAAUGAUCGCGAUUAGUAUAUUAGGAGGAAUUGCAACUGUUAUAAACUUUGCUCGUUCUAUCAAAAGAAAUUAUUACCAUUUCGCGUGAUUAUUUUAAUCCUUGGUACCGGUUUAAAAUAAGGGAAACCUUCGAUAAAAAUCCUUCAACUUUUUCCUCGGCAACGAUAAAUACGCUCUAAUAAUAUUCACGAGACGAGCUUAGUUAAUUUCUUGCAAUGGCACAGAUCCAGAAAAAAAUUGUUUUCGACCAGCCAAACUUUCGAUGUACUUUUUUGCGCGUUGGUAACGCUAAAUAAAAUUAGAAAAACGUUAUGUAAUAUUUUUUAACUUUGAAUAUUCUUAUCAAUUUUUACUCAAGAUUCGUCCGCGAUAGAAUUAUACAUUUUUAACAAGAAACCUGCGAAGAACCUCGAUUAUUCGCUAUUCUGCAUACAUAUAUGCGCAGCGACAUUUCGAAGAGAACCAGUGCCAACCAGUUGUUCGAAAGUAGUUCGAACUCGUGAAAAUAUCUUUAUGUCUUCUUCUUGCGUUUACCCGUCUGUCCAUUAUAAAAUUCGCACCACUGACCGUCAAAACAAUCUACUAAAUAACAUAUGCCGAUAAACACUGAUCACUGCUAUAUUUUCUCACGCUUGUGAUUCGAUGCCAAUUGAUAAUCAGGAAAAAACAUAUUUCAUCACGGGACAUUGAUCGUUUCCUGUUUCACCUCACCAGAAUAUCAUAAUAAUUUCCAUCCAUCCGAAAAAUCCUUUUCGCUUCAUAAACCGAGAUAAACGAUCUCGAGAAGAAUUCCACGACAAAACUUACUUCAGCCACUUUUGUUUUCCGUUUCAUGGCUUCGUAUGAUUAAUCACCGUUGGCACACGAUUCCAAUAAAUUUCACGAUCGUAAAACCGAUCGUUCGCACUUCGCCGCAACUAUUAAAGGCCAAUCUAAAACGCACACGUGCCCUGGUGGCCAUCGGCGCGAAAGUGGCGCGAAAGAAGCACAGCCAGUGUUAGAGGAGCGGUCGGUGGUGCGGGCAGACGUGAUCGGGUUUCUGGUCAGCGUCGCGACGCCUCGUGCACUCGGUCAGUGCUGGGCUGUCGGUCGCGUGGCGAACCUACCCUCGUCUAACCUCGAGGACACGUGGUUUCCGCUUCUGAUUAGGAUCGAUCCAUCCUGCGACCACGUGCGUAACGCAGAGAAGGAGGAGGAGGAGAAAGAAUCAGGAGUGCGACCAGGAAAUAAGCAACGGAGAUAACGGAGCGCGCUCGCCGACAAAGGCCUUGACGUUGCGCCAACCACCACCCCCUACAUACGUCGCCCCGUGAAUAUUUCAAUAGCGCAUCGAUCUAGCGAGGAACACACGUGUGUAUCCGAAGCGAAUUCGCUUCUUCGAUCAUCACUCGGUGUUUGUUGGUUCGAAGCAACUCGGUUUAACCGCGUCCCUUUUCAACCACGCAACGGGCUAAUCACCACCAGGUACUACCUUUGCCAGGACACGUUCACCAACACGUCGGUGAUUACCUCGCGAGACCAUCGAUCCAUCCGCUCUCUUUCUGUGCUGUCUCUAAUAUAUUCUACACAUGCAUCGUGUGUGUUUCUUGUUGUCAAUAUUUGUGAAUUGUGGGAUUAUAUAUACGGAAUUUGAUACGUGGACAUAGUUGAUGGUGCAUACCUCGUACUCUCGUAUUGCUCUCUCUUUUUCUCUCUCUCUCUCUGUUUACCGCUCCCCUGUAGAUUGUGGCAGAGUACCUUUGGCCAAUCGACCCUUCCUCUUUGUAAUUUCCAUUCUUGAAACACUCGUCCAGGAAUACACGUUGAUCGUUUUAACUAUCGUUCGAUUGAGUUAUUUGUUUUUGGUGGUAACAAAAUGUCGGUGUCCUAUGUAGAGUGUGAAUGUUUGAAAGUAAAAUUCUUGGGAGCUGUUUCUUUUUUUUUUUUCUUUUUAACGGAUACCGCGUUGAGGACGAAAGUUUCCAGUACUUAAUGGAGUAUCCAUCCAAGAAAAAUCCACUCUCGAGAGUUUCACUUUGAAAUUCGCCCCCCCUUACCCUUGUAAUUUCUCACGCUUCGCUAUGUAUUUUUGAAUAGACGUAGAACCAACCAGUUUUAACUAAUCUCGAUCCUUAACGUUAUCGUUCUUCCGCAGUUGAUAACCGUUAAUUGUUCGCUUGCUGUUCGCUUUCCAUGUUGAGAGUCUCCGAUUUGCGCCCAAGGUUCGGUGCUUUUCCUCGACAGACGAACGAAAGUAACCAAAGGUAGCUCUUUAUCCCCUAAUCACGAUCGAAGAACGUCGCGUUUUUCUCUCUCUCUCUCUCUCUGAGAAAGCGAAGCGUUAAAUAACUCGAAUAACUCCAAGUCACGAUCCUCCUUUUAACUUUCGAUUCCUCUGUAUGAAGAAGAUACGGUUCACUUUGCCUCGUGAAUCACGAGCCGAUUAUCACCGUGCAACUUCAGUUUUAGGGACCUACACAGAGAAUUAUCGCUUAAAGUUUCAGGAAGAUGUAUUACGCCCUGUUCCAUUUGAAUGGAACUUGCUCCUGUCUUCCUCGAUCGUUAAAUAAAACGGAGAUCAAGCGUAGACGUUGCAUUCAAACGUUUCUUCUUUCGAGGAAGUCGAAACGUGGCUACGCUUUCGCCCGAUGGAGCGCAAGGAAUUCACGAAGAAAGAGACGCUAGUGUCUUGUUCGGGUGAGGGAAGAUCGCCAGGGAAAUGGUAACUUUUCUUCUCUUGGAAAAUCGCGGACGAAGAUCUAAGGCUCUUUAGGGAAAUUUUCUAUUUUUUUUUUUGAAAAUAAUAUACGUGGAAAUAGUUCUUACUUUUCCAAGAUCAAUUGUAAAAUCGAUCGAUCAAUUUUAUUUUUAUUCUAUCGAUCGAUAUCGAAAAUUCUCAACAUCGUUCAACUUCUAAUUUAUCUUCCAAUAGAAUAGUGUCGAGAUCAUUGAAGGAUAUUUUUGAAUGAAAAUUUUCAAAGAUUCACGUUGAAUUAUUGAAAUUUCCUCGCGUGUGCCGAGCAUUGAUGCUUCGAUAAUUACAAUAAACCAACGAGAUUAAAAAAACUUUCGAUUCCAAAUUCGAUCCACUGAUAUUAUUACCCCGAACCACCUUUCCUAACCGACAUUUCUCGGACGUUGGAGGCAGGCUGACUGCAGUCGAUGUUCCAGGUCGAGUCUCAGGUAUCGAGCCCUCGAAAGGCUCUGCGCCGUAAACGCUGUCGUGACAAGACAGUCCUUGCGGCUGCGGCAGAUCAAUCGAGAGGCUCGACUAUUAAAGUCGGUGUCGCUGUGUCGGGCAAACAGUCCUCCCCUGUGUGUGGAGGGCACGUUUCGCGUCGGCUCUGGCCUGUCGCUGCUCAUGGCAUCCUGGCUCGCUUCCUCCGGACGCCUCCCGGUAUCGGAAAAUCCGCGUGACAGACCGAAAUCAUCGUUUCGACGCGCAACAGUUACUCGUUGCAUUAGUAAUUGGAGUAUAAAUAACAUUCGAGACUGGAGUUUCGAAUUUAAAUCAAGGAAAAUCUUGAACAAUUCAGUGCUGCUGUUGUUUCUUUCGUAUGUAUGAAGAGGGAACGCGACGAAGAAGGAUCGAGGGUUCGCCGUUUCUUCGUUUCCUCGACUUCGAAUGCCUUCGAGAGAAUUUCACAAGGGUUGUUUCUCUAACGAUACGUUAAAGAUAAAGAUUUAAAUUGGAAUUUUUAACGCGGGUUUCUAUCUAGUUUCCACGCGAACGCGUGUUGUGGGAAGAAGAAAAUUUCAAGAGAAAGUUUCGAUUCGACGAUAGGAUUGUUCUUUACUAUUAAAUCGUAUAAUACGAUCCAUCAUUUCUCGAGGUGUAAUUAUAAUUCUUAGACCUUGAGGUUUCUGGCGAGCUAAAACGAGCAUAGAUCGUCUUCAGGCUGGCUCCGACCAACAUCGUAAAUCGUUAAUGUUUCUCCGAUGAUCUCAUUCCGCAUCUUUUUUCGCGUAUAAACGGAUACUUGGACGACAUAGAGAGAAACGUAAGAUUCACGUGGAAGCACGAUGGUAACUCGCCAAGACGGAGAUCGAGAAACUCUAGUUAUCCCGGAGCGGGCCAAGCGACGGUAGGGCUUGGGAUUGAUCAAACUGUUGUGUUUCUUCCAACGUAAUAAAACUCGGAACGAAAUUGUCGCAUCGAAGGGAAAUAUCGGUUACUUUAAUGGUUUGACCAAUUUGAGAAGGAGAAAUAGAAUUCCAAGAUCCUUAACAAAAGUCGGAUGCACCAGGUUCGAGUUCCGUUCCUCGAAAAUUCCUUCCUUUCCCGACGAAUAUUAUCCCUUGGGGAGACAAAGUGACGAGGCUGAUAUUCCAAUCACGAGUGUAAUCUACGAGAGCGACCGAUAAUAAAUUAUCUACGAAAAAAAAGAAUCGCGAUAUGGGAUUGCAAAAAAGAAGAGACGAGCGUAGGGAAGCUGCCUAGGGACGCUUUCGUGAUCGUCGAGCACCGUCACCACCACCACCGGCGCUGCUUCUUCCACUCGUUGUAAAAAAAAAAAACUUGACAACCGAAAAGACCACUCUCGGGCUUGAAACCAUCAUUGAAGCGAAUCAUCACCUUACACCUAAAAAAAAAAAAAAGUAACAGAAAGAAAAAACUCGAUUUAAAGAGAAACUGAAAACGUGUUGAUCGAUUAACACGAAAAGAAAAUGGAAAAUCGGUCGAAAAGAUAAUCCAAGCAACAACCGCGUCCUCCUAUACGAUUCUCUUGUCCGUCACACACUGCCCCCCUCUCUCUCUCUCUCUCUCUCUGUCUCACGCUCAGUCAAUCAUGAAUCUUAUGUUCCGCAAGAACUUCGGCGAGAAGGGAUUCGGUGGUGGUGGAGGAGGAGGAGGAGGCGGACUGGAGGGCCGCUCGGUCCUCGGCACCGUUUACGGGCCGGCCACCUUGGGGUACACGGGGACUCGGUUCGGCGUGGUGCGCGGCGCCGGCCAGUCGGCGGUCGGGGCGCGCGCACCGAUACGACGCAGCAGGGAGUUCGGCUACUUCCCCUCGAUGGCCGAUCACGAGCACCAGGGGUUCGGAUACCGGACUCACCUGUUUCUCACCCCGCCGACAGGCGGUGCCCUCGGCUCGCCGCCGGAGGAGCCGACCGAGAGGCUGGGCCCUCCGCCCAGGAAGAAUUCCGGUCCCCACGUGAUAAAGUGGGGUGGCGGCGGAGGGGGUGGAGGAGGACAGGGAUCGGGGCAGGGAUCGGGAGGCGGAGGACAGGCGAGGAGGAAACAGGCUUCGCAGCAGAAAGAACCCUCGGAACCCUCGACCCCGACUGCUUCGAGACAGGUUUCCUUCAGCGGUAACCGAGCGUCUGGCGCAUACACGCCCCUGGUGGUUUCCGGAAACAGCCCUCCGCGUGGCGAACCAAUCUCCCUGGCUACCUUGGACCGCGACUGUUUCAUCAUUCCCCUCGCAUCUCUCGAACGUUUUUUACCUGCGGGAGUACCGCUUUAUUCCGACUCGUUCCAGCAUGCCCCAAUCGCGGAUAAAAAGAGACCAGGAAGUCCUCUGUCGGUUCUCGAAGUCGAAGAUCCGAAGCAAUGUGUUCUCGCUCACUUUAUGACACCCCUGGAACCACUGGAUCCCUUGGUCGAGUCUCCUGUUUCCAGACCGUUGGUCUUACAACGGGAUACCGCGGCCGAAUUGGUCGCUGAGAUCGCACCCUCAGCUUCUCAGAGUAUUCUUCUUACGAAUAUGGAGAAAAAUGCGGAUUUCCCAUUCAUCACAUAUUAUUUGAUAAACAAACAAAACACAGAUCCCGUUGAUUUCUAUAACGAGGUUCAAUGCGCUGCCUUGAGAAAGUUCGAUCCUCGGGAUCUUCGAUAUGCGGCCAAUCACACAUUGGAUCUAUUCAACGAAGUGGCCACCAUAGCAAGGCCACCGCUAGAACCACCUGGUGUCAGACCACCGAUUCCGUCCACAGGCUAUAUUGUCUCGAUUUUUAAAGUAUUUGAGGGUGACGACGGCCUUAAGUUCGAGCAAAAUUGGCUCUAUUGGACCGGUGCCCGUAUGAUGUACCGAUAUUUGCCGAAAUCGGUGGGCCUGAGGCGAAUCACAUUGCACAAGUCCAUGUCACAAGGCGACAAAAUGUAUCUACUGAUCUGCGAAUGUUCGCAAUUGCAAGACAAUCUCUCCGCGGCAGCGAUAUUGUUGCCCGCGUUACGUGCCCGUUUAUGCGGUUACACCGGUCUCUAUAGACCUUCCGUGUGCUUCUGAUUUCUCAGGAAACGCUGACCACGCGCCAACGAUGUCACAAUAGUCCAACAAAACAGAGCCACUUUGUGAAAUUUCCAUUUCGAAUAACAAAUCAUUUGAAAUAUGGCUGGCCUUUGUUGAUAAGUUGUAUCUACUAUGACUAGAUACAAUGAAUAUCAUAAAUUUUUGGUAUUGCGUGGUUUGGCGUGAUUGUAAAUUCAUCAAUUGCAAUAUUCCAAUCUCGAAUAUAGCAAGAGAAUCGCUUUAAUCAAUAAAAAAAUAUGAAAAUAUAAUGGUUAGUAAAGAUAAUCUCUGUGUAAUUGAGAGUUUUCCGGGGCUCGUUUCGUUUGAGCCGCGAUAAUAGUCUGCAAUAUUAGCAUUCUCUCUUUGUAUGAUACUUUGAUCAUUUUACAAAUUCUCCCAGUUUUAUAAACUUACUUUCUUAUAUCGCACUAUAUACUAUCGCGGUAAUGGAUUUCAUGUGAUUAAGCACUACUCGUCACUUUAUUAAGCCGUACUGCCGACGUUAUUAUAAAUCUCAUAAUUUCAUGAAACGAGCCCUUCUCCUUUACCAGAAUUCAACGGCCAGCCAAUAAGAGAGGUCAAAGAUUUACUUAUCUCGUGAUUUCUAGUCACAAUGGAAUGUAAAAAAUAUUAAGGGAGGCACGUUCGUAUACGCUUUAGAGAAAUUUCAAUGAUAAAUCUACGCUUCGGGCUGCAUACCCGUUUAGCUAUGCCUCUGGCCAGUUUGUAUUUUUUGACUUUACAUAUUUCAUCCAACAUUUUAUGCGAGCGUAUGUGUCGCUCGCAUAACCGAGUGCAAUUUGCAUGUACAUAAUAUAGAGAUUUGCAAGACACUUUUAUUACUACAUCGAAGACUAUCGAUUAAAUCGCUAAAUUACAUAUCAUAUACUCGAAAAAACUGUGAUAUUCCAACUAUUACCGCAUAUAUCACAACGAAUGUAACAAGAAUGUCGUGAAUACUUCUUAAUCAAAAAAAAAAAAAAAAAAAGUACUCUUUGAGAAUGCUACAUUCUUUUUCAAGAUCAGUUAGAAAAGAAAAAUUUCAACUUGAUAGAGCCUUUUCAAAUCGAGAAUACUUUAUAAAUAUAAUCUCCUAAUCUUUUACUAAUUGCAUUCGUAUAUUUGAUAUUACAUAUCUUUGUCUAAAUUAUCGAUAUUCGCGGAUUUUGAUUGCAAAUGACAGGAUUCAUGAAUGAAUUAUGAUUUCGAAUCUAGAAUAUUGAAAUCAAUUAAUAUAAUCGUUUAAUUUUUAAAUUUAUACUUUGUUUGACAUUAACGAUAGGAGAAUAGAUCUUUUUUUGUCAGGAAAAAUAAAUAAAUCGAUUGAAAGACGCGGGAAAAGCUUUUACCAGAUCUUUCUUAGGUGCCCAUAGAAUUUUUAGAAAGAGGACGAGUAGCGUAAUUCGAUAUUGUAGUACAAAAGAUGAGAAAAUAAAAAUAAAAACGUAUAGUCAAUAUACGCUUGUUGCAUACUGACAAUAGCUAGAAUGAUUGCGCAGGCGCGAUCAGUUAACGUAGAUUUCUAAGAAUCCACGACGUAUGACUUAUUAAAAUACGUCCUUUCGUACUCGCUGAAACAAAAAUGUGGAACAAGAUGCCCUUUAAAUAUAAGAUGAACGAAUAAACGAGAAAUAAACUCGCGAUUUUACUGUGAUCCCCACGUGUAUCUCGAUUGAAACGAUACACUCAUAAAAAUACGUAUGCGACUGAACGCGGCACAAGAGAUCGCGUGACUGCGUGAUUUGAUUAUGUUAGGUGUGAUUGAUUGGUUUUGUCCUAUUAAGGAGAAACACCAUUAAAAAACGAUUCUUUGUCUGCACAAGUUUGUUUAUGAAAAUACAUUUGCUCCACGUGGGAGUAACGCCUCUUCAGGGUAACAUUGCGAUCGUACCAGGAAAUAAAAUUUUAUCUGCGAAUUCGAUCGCGAGAUCCUGACAGAUUUCGUCGAACAAAAUGAGAUUGUACGAUACAUUGAUAUUUCGCAAUUACGAUAGGAUUUAUUAUAUCAUGUACAACGAAUAAUAACAGAAUAUUAAUAAAUCACUUCUAAUAUUA